CUCGGGCUUGUGAUAUCAUAGAGCUAUGUCGUCCAGCUUUGCCUCUUCGUUCGCGCCCUAUACCCCUCCACCAGAUAACUCUUCCUACCGAUCAGCGCCAUCUUCAAGCUCCAAAGCGCAGCCAUGGUUUCCUGUUCAUUCAUCCUCACGUGGAACAGAGAUAUCUUAUCAAUCUGGUGGUCUCCCUACAUUUAACAAUUCAAUAAGUGCGCAUGAGGAUAUCCAGGAAGAUGUUCAGCAGAAUCAGUGGGAAACAAGUUAUGGGAUGCGUGUGGACGUUCUAUCAGCCUUCGCAUAUAUAUUGGGUCCAAUCUCAGCUUUGAUAUUACUUGUGCUGGAAACUCAUAACGAUUAUGUUCGGUUUCACGCCUACCAAUCUACCUUGCUAAUAACACCUCUGCUAUUGGUGCGCAUAUUUGCAUCACUACUUGGUUUUCCUUCAUGGAUGCGGUCAUUCCUCACUAUUACAUUCGCACUUUCCGCACUUUUUAUGGCCGUACGAGCGUACCUCGGAGCGUCGCACGAAGGUCUCACGCGUUAUCAUCUCCCAAGAAUCGGGCCGCUCGCUGAGAGAUGGGUGUUUGAGGAAUGAGCUGCUCUCCUCCACGACAUCAUCAUCCAAUAUCAACGUGCACCGGAAUUCCACCCUCUAUCCAUGUAGCAACGAAUACAUAAAUAAUAAUAACAAGCAAUCCAGUGGGUGCAAGCUACUGUAUACACACUCUCUAUGUUCAUGGAAUCAAAGCUGGUUGAUUCCGAGCGGACUCGAACACGCGCAGUGACUGCAGGUCAACGAUUUUGUGAAGGACAGAAAAACGCUGGUCUGAUCUGAAGCACCCGAUGAUGUACGGAGGACCCACGCGCAACUACAGGGCUGGUUCGAAUUUUCUAAUACUACUCAUGCACAUAUGUGAAAGAGAGAUGUAAAACAGGACAGACUGUGACAGCAAGAAAACGCGC
Suillus subalutaceus is the source of this 960-nucleotide messenger RNA. RefSeq lists its product as uncharacterized. The record is from RefSeq and is a predicted model, not a curated record. Lineage: Eukaryota; Fungi; Basidiomycota; Agaricomycetes; Boletales; Suillaceae. The transcript has 5 exons. The coding region runs from base 26 to 592 and encodes 188 amino acids.